This is a messenger RNA of Myzus persicae (green peach aphid), 2765 nucleotides long. Its product is annotated as ATP-binding cassette sub-family G member 4-like. Gene Ontology annotation, molecular function: ABC-type transporter activity; ATP binding; ATP hydrolysis activity. The record is from RefSeq and is a predicted model, not a curated record. The transcript is spliced from 11 exons. Bases 426 to 2315 code for a protein of 629 amino acids. Gene Ontology annotation, cellular component: plasma membrane. NCBI's taxonomy places the organism in Eukaryota, Metazoa, Arthropoda, Insecta, Hemiptera, Aphididae.
AGUGUUUAGUCGGUGGCGCGUAGUCUGAAUCGAACGGCUCGCCGAAACGCACGUUCGCCGUUGCAGUGAUAAGUAUUUCGCGCAGUCUCGGCUUUCGUUCCCGACGAAUAUUUUUGCUGUCGUUGAAUUUUUUUUUUUCCAACCGAUCAGUUUCAUUCCCGUCGACACAAGUCCUUCUGACUGGGUAUUUUUCAACGUACCUAUAUGCAUGUAGUAGUGUGUGACUGAAACGAUUCGAACACCGUAAUAUUAAUAGUUAUCGCAUCAAAUAUAUUGAAAUACGUUCAAAAAUAUAGUAACGAUUAAACUAUAUAAUACCAAAUUAUAUUAUACGAAUACCAACACACCGUACGAUCGUUUUGGACAGAUGCAUCAAUAGCCGCCGAAUCGUUUUUGAAUAAUUUCACCAAGAUUCACUUUAAAAAAUGGAUCCACUUGACGAUGUUGACAAUUGUGAACCCCAUCAUCACCUGCUUAAAAGACCACCUGUAGAUAUCGAAUUUUCAGACUUGACUUACAGUGUACCCCAAGGACGAAAUGGAUCAAAAAUUAUUCUUCGAAGUGUAAGCGGUUUGUUCAGAUCCGGUGAACUGACAGCGAUACUCGGACCGUCUGGCGCUGGGAAAAGUACAUUGAUAAAUGUAUUAGCUGGUUAUAGAUGUGGUGAUGCCCGAGGUUCCAUCAUGGUAAAUAGCCGACCAAGAGAAAUGAAAUCAUUUCGAAAAAUGUGUCGUUACAUAAUGCAAGAAGACCUCUUGCAACCAGCACUUACAGUAUUAGAGUCAAUGGAAAUAGCAUCAGACUUAAAGCUGGGUUAUACGAUUUCCAAAGAAAACAAACUUGAAUCUAUCGAAGAUAUCCUACAAAUGCUUCGACUUACUAAAUCUAAACACACACUCAUGGAGAAUUUAUCUGGCGGAGAAAGAAAACGAUUGUCAAUCGCUUUGGAGCUUGUUAACAAUCCCCCUGUAAUAUUUUUGGAAGAACCUACGACUGGCUUAGACGACUUAUCCAGUUCACAGUGCGUGUCAUUACUUAAGGAUCUUGCCUAUGGUGGAAGAACGAUCAUAUGUUCUAUACACACACCCAGUGCAAAACUAUUUGCAAUGUUUGAUCACAUAUAUAUAGUGGCCGAAGGACAGUGUAUGUUUGCAGGAGUUGGCCAGGAUAUGGUUCCAUACCUAUCUACCGUAGGACUCAAUUGCCCUAAACACUACAACCCGGCAGACUUUAUGAUCGAAGUUUGCAGUAGGGAAUAUGGAGAUUAUUCGGAAAAAAUGUCAACAGCAGUAGACAACGGUAAAUGUUUGAGGUGGUUCAAAGAUAAUUCUGAAACAAGGAAGCCAAUUGUACGCCGAGCGUCACAGUACGACACUGUUUCCAAUCAUCUAUACGAUUUUUCUAGUACGGGAUGGUCUCAAUUUAACGUGCUCCUCAGGCGAAUGAUGAUACAACAUAAAAGAGACUAUACGUAUUUAUUGUUCAAACUGUUCAUGUACACAUUCAUCGGCCUAGUAGUCGGUGGCAUGUUUUUUCAAUUUGGAAAUGACGCUUCCAUGACUAUUUUCAACUAUGGGUUUAUAUUUAUUACAAUCAUCGUUUUUAUGUAUACACCACUUAUGCCAGUAUUGUUAAAAUUUCCUACAGAAGUUCAACUUUUGAAACGGGAAUACUUCAACCGUUGGUACGGGCUGAACGCUUAUUUUUGUGCACUCACUUGCUCACAACUCCCGAUGCAGAUUAUUCUAUCGUCAAUCUACAUAGCGAUAACUUACUUCUUGACAAACCAACCGUUGGAAUGGGAACGAGGAAUUAAAUUUUCCGUCGUUUGUUUGAUGGUGUCCUUGUCUUCAGAGAGUUUGGCGUACGCGAUUUCUUCACAAUUCAACGUUACGAACAGCGUGUUCUUCGGACCGUGCGUGGCUUGCCCAAUGAUGCUGCUGGCGUCGUUCGGUCUGGGCUACGAGGAGCACGAGAUACCCAGUAUCAUCAGGCUGGGCAUGAACUUCAGUUACCUGCGGCACGGCGUCGAGGCGCUGGUCAUGUCCGUAUACGGCAACGGCCGCGGCCGGCUGGAGUGUCCUAAGAGCGAGGACUACUGCGAUCUCCGGGACCCUGCGGCCCUGUUCAAGACGGUCGGCAUGUCCGAAGUGACGUACUGGGGAUCCAUGAGUGCCCUGUGCUGCAUGUUCCUCAUGUUCAAGUUGGCUUCGUACGUGAUGCUCCGGCGGAGGCUCAGCACCAAACAGUCGCUCCUGCUCAAGCUCGGUUUCGUCGGCCGCUUCAUCAAGGCCAACUUCAAUAUUCCUCGCUGAACACCCUAUAAUAUUUAUAUACAUACGACUCUAUGUAUCAUUAUGUAUAUAUAUAUUAGUAGUAUGUACAUAACGAAUAUUAUGACUUGAAAAUGAGACGUGACGGUGCGUGUAUACAGGAUGUUCGCCUCACAAGUCAUAAUAUAAAUACCAAACAGCAUUUGUGAUAUACUUUUACUAUACGAUAACUAUACUGUAAAAAAUAAUUAUGAAAUUUAUGUUUAUAAUACGUCAUCACUGUCCUAAUAAUAAUGCAGGUACGUACAUCAUAUAGGUACGAUUUAUCGACUUGAAUCGUGUGAUAUUUAUAUAUAUAUGACGUAUCUAUUAAAUUAUAUUGUACAUACGAUGUUGGGAAAUAGGAAUGACCGAUUUAUAUGCGUGUCAUAUUUAUAGAAAUAAUUUUUAAAAAUAUAAAUAAAAGUAUUUUUUAAUGAUUUGAAACUUUAA